AUGGCCGUUAAGAAGCGCCCAAAGACCCUCUCGCAUGGCAGGCCACCGUGCAGCAAACCCAAGGAACGAAUGAGUUCUGAGCGCUCGCGGACCAUCAUUCGCACCCAUCACCGACUACAGAAAGAGCAUGCAGCAGCCCUGAAAAGAGGAGAUUCCAAAGCAUCUGACGAAAUCGCUCAGGCAAUCGAAAAGAACGGUGGUAUCAAGACGUACCAAGCUGCCAGCAAACAGGGCCAAGCGAAGGACCGAGGCGGUGACUCCAGCAAGAUUCUUGUAGAUUGGCUGCAGCGAUCAUCCGUCAUCGACUCUAAAAGUCGAGGUCAGGAUGUUGUUGGGCAGGUUCCGUUGAGAUGCCUCGAAGUUGGAGCCCUUUCGACGAGCAAUGAAAUCUCGAAAUUUCCAAGCAGCAUCAACAUGACCAGGAUUGAUCUGAACAGUCAAGGGCAUGGCAUCGCAAAACAAGAUUUCAUGGAAAGGCCAUUACCUGCAUCCGAGGACGAACGCUUCGACAUCGUCUCAUUGUCGCUGGUACUCAACUACGUACCCGACGCACCUGGUCGUGGAGAGAUGCUGAAACGGCUCACCAAGUUUCUGCGGAUGGAUACAGCACAGUCUACGCCACCAAACGCCAUCCUACCACUUUUGUUUUUCGUACUGCCACUGCCUUGCGUUGAAAACUCCCGGUACUUGGACGAAAAGCUUCUACUUCACAUCAUGGAGAGCCUGGGAUUCGUUCUCAAGUACAACAAAAACACCACGAAACUCUGUUAUUACCUAUUCAGCUGGACCGGGAAAGUCACUUCGGUGGAAACAGACAAGAAAAAGAUCAAAGACGGACCCGCCAUGAAUAACUUCUGCAUCGUCGUGGACUAG
Messenger RNA from Dothidotthia symphoricarpi CBS 119687, 873 nucleotides. RefSeq lists its product as uncharacterized. The transcript has a single exon. Gene Ontology annotation, cellular component: nucleolus. The record is from RefSeq and is a predicted model, not a curated record. Gene Ontology annotation, molecular function: rRNA (adenine) methyltransferase activity. The coding region runs from base 1 to 873 and encodes 290 amino acids. NCBI's taxonomy places the organism in Eukaryota, Fungi, Ascomycota, Dothideomycetes, Pleosporales, Dothidotthiaceae.